AUGAGCACCAACCAUUUAGAUGGUUCAAUCCCUGCAAGUAUAGGAAAUUUAACCAACCUUACUGCUUUGACGUUGGACAAUAAUCGACUGUCUGGUUCUUUGCCUAAGGAAUUUAAUACUAUUACAAAUUUGAAACUUCUUGCAUUGACGAACAAUAGUUUUUCAGGCCAUUUACCCCAUGACAUAUGCAAAGGAGGAGUUCUAGUGUAUCUCCUUUUGAACAACAACCAUUUUGAAGGUCCGAUUCCCAAAAGCUUGAAAAACUGUGCAAGCCUAAUUAGAGUCCGACUUGAGCAGAACCAACUAUCCGGGAAUAUAUCUGAAAGUCUUGGAUUGUAUCCACGUUUGGGAUAUAUUGAUUUAAGCUUCAACAGACUGUUUGGUAAGCUCUCACCAAAUUGGGGAGGAUGUCAUAAUUUGUCACUCUUAAGAAUCUCCAGCAACAAGGUUACAGGAAUCAUACCACCAGAACUCGGAAAGUUAACUCGGCUACGAGAACUCGACCUAUCCUCAAACCAUCUAUCAGGAGAGAUUCCAAAGGAUUUGAGCAAGCUAACUAAUCUUUAUAAGUUGAAUUUGAGCAACAACCAACUUGUUGGAGAGGUAGAUCUAGAAUUUGGAGAACUAUCUAAUUUGGACACUCUUGAUCUGUCAGCAAAUCGACUAAGAGGAAGGAUACCAGAACAAUUGGGUAACUGCAUUAAACUUCACUUGCUGAAACUUGAAAACAAUCAUUUAAAUGGAAGCAUUCCUUUUCAAAUUGGAAAUCUCGUAUACCUGGAUGACUUCCUAGAUCUAAGCCACAACUCAUUAACUGGAGAAAUACCAUCACAAUUUCGCAAACUGGAUAAGCUGCAAUAUCUGAAUCUAUCACACAAUGAGUUGACUGGUCAAAUUCCACCUUCUUUAAGUGAUAUGAUAAGCUUGUCAUUUGUAGACUUAUCAUACAAUGAAUUAGAAGGCCCACUUCCCAACAACAGAAUUUUCCAAAUGGCUCCAGUAGAGUGGUUUAUCCAUAAUAAGGGCUUGUGUGGUGUAGUGAAGGGUUUGCCUUCAUGUGGCUCAUUUACAACAAGCAAAGAUGAUUCAAAUAAGCACCACAAACUUCUCUUGUUGAUCAUUGUUUCUAGUCUGGGAAGCUUAUUUCUCUUAUUUCUAUUUGUCAUAUGUGCUUGGCUAAUUCUGAUAAGGAAGGAACAUACAAGACAUGCUGCAAGUAUUGAAGGUGGUGAAUACUCUAUUUGGAACUUCAGUGGAGUCGACGCAUACAAAAGCAUCAUCGAAGCAACUGAGGAUUUUGAUGACAAAUACUGCAUUGGCACUGGAGCAUAUUCGAGUGUUUACAAAGCACUGCUGCCAAGCGGUGAGUUUGUAGCUGUGAAAAAAUUUCAUCCAGCAGGAAUUGAAAACUCACCAAGCAUGCAAACUUUUUGGAUUGAAAUACAAGCACUAACCCAGAUCCGACAUCGGAAUAUUGUGAAGCUUUAUGGUUUUUGCUCCAAU
This is a messenger RNA of Elaeis guineensis (African oil palm), 1503 nucleotides long. The record is from RefSeq and is a predicted model, not a curated record. NCBI's taxonomy places the organism in Eukaryota, Viridiplantae, Streptophyta, Magnoliopsida, Arecales, Arecaceae.